Molecule: messenger RNA, 306 nt
Organism: Knipowitschia caucasica
Lineage: Eukaryota; Metazoa; Chordata; Actinopteri; Gobiiformes; Gobiidae
Source: the annotation of a GenBank genome assembly
AUGGCUGUGAGGGAGCAGGUGCACUGUACGGCGUGCCUUGAGGAGCAACUACAUGCGGUGCAACUACACUUCUGUGUGAGGUGUCGUACAGAGGGGGCAACAGAGCUGCUUGAGCGGGAUCUACUGGAGGAGGAGGCGGUGGCCACCAUAUUCCCCUCUCUCCCCAUCACCCCAGCCUCAGUUCUGCCCUCUGGCCCCUCUCCCGUCAUCAAAUCGGCCCCCAGCCCUCACCUGCUGUGGCGGGAGCUUUGGGACGUCCAUCCCGAGAUCAAUAUCCACGGAUCCCUCCCACAAAAGCUGCGGUGA